CAAGAGGCUUGUUGAUGGCUCUAGCAAGAUGUUCAGAGUUUGCUAGCAAUGGGUAGCUCUCCCUGAUUGCUCGGUGAUAGUUAAGAGAUGCUGGAUGGAAAUCUACCACAAAUGGAAUCCGUUGUUCUUUGUUGUUUGACAUCUCAUUAUGGCUUGGUGGAUGUUGCAAUCAAUAAGAUGUGGAGGAUAUCCUCUCAGAAGAUGGUGUUCUUUAAGUUCACUGAUCCUUCUCUGCACUAUGAAGUAAAGAUUGUGAUCCAGCAUGAGACGCUUGAAGAAGGACUCGGCUUUAGAGAGGGCAUAAAGGGGCAAGUGCAGAAUGUUUCCCAGUAUCUAUGCCAGGAACCAAUCCAAGUGUACUUUUGAUUUAAAGGGAAAAUUUGCUACAGAUCUGGAGGUAGCCUUAGCACGAAAUCAGGUCCAUGCAUCACAGCUGCCCACAGUCCCUUCUGAAAGAGAUUACUGGUUAAAACAACCUCCUGAUUUUAGCUAUAAACUGUAUAUAACCCCAGGCCUUUUCAGUAAGCCACUGGGAAAGUCGAAAGAGCUGAAAAAGAAGAUGUCGCCAAGCACGCUGUAUGAAGAGUUGCACAGAAUAAGAUCCAGAUUGUUUGCCCCAGUCGUGGAGCAGAAAGAGGAGUCCAAGAUCGUUACAAGGUUUCCCCACGUGGACCCCUACGAAGCCCAGUUAAUGUUUGUAAAGAAGGGAAAGUAUAAGAGCAGCAAGUACCAAGAUCCAAAACCAUUCGACUAUCGACAGUAUGAAUCAGGUAUACCAAAUUUUGUGACAAGCUAUGCCAGAGACCCUCUGAAUCUAAAGUUCAAAGCACAAUGCUUAAGCAAAGUCCAUGGACUUCAUCCUUUAACAGAAGAAAAAAGGGGACCCAGAUCAAAGGAAAAAUUCAUUACCUGCAAGCCUCAAGAACUCAAGUGGGAUUCAAAGUUACUUCUGCCAAAGGAGCCUUGGCCUGCUAAACCUGUUUCCUUUACAAGGCACAAAAGCCAACAAAGUGCACAUAGCGCCUUCAUAGAACGUGUAGAAGAAACGUUAAGUAAGCUGUGGCUGAAAGAGGCAACCAAAAAGGAGGCACAAAGCAGAAGAAAAGCUGCCUAUAGGUCAAAGCAAAAAAUGCAAAGUGCAGCUGUUUCCAUUGAGAGGGAUUUUGAGAUGGAGCAGCAGGCCAGCAGACCACAAGAAAAAAGCCGGCAGAAAGGACAGCUCUCUCCAUCGCUCUCUAUAGCAGUGCAGGGACAGGGGCUGCCAGUGCAUAUCAAACCAGAACCUUUGGGCUUCCUGCUGCCAAAUGGCAUUGCCCAGAGUGUUGAGGAACUGAGGUGCAAGUAAUGAAGGAAAACACUCUGCAGAUACUUGGAUGGAAUGAUGCUUAUCUCUCCUGUUCUUUAACAUUCAUCUCAUGCCCGUGGUACGACAAGGAGGAUAAAUUUCUAACCCACCUCAUCCUGCUAGCUCAGUGACUGUAAC
Rhineura floridana is the source of this 1483-nucleotide messenger RNA. RefSeq lists its product as uncharacterized. The record is from RefSeq and is a predicted model, not a curated record. The coding region runs from base 320 to 1345 and encodes 341 amino acids. The transcript is spliced from 7 exons. NCBI's taxonomy places the organism in Eukaryota, Metazoa, Chordata, Lepidosauria, Squamata, Rhineuridae.